Messenger RNA from Penicillium subrubescens, 732 nucleotides. RefSeq lists its product as uncharacterized. Lineage: Eukaryota; Fungi; Ascomycota; Eurotiomycetes; Eurotiales; Aspergillaceae. The record is from RefSeq and is a predicted model, not a curated record. The transcript is spliced from 2 exons. Bases 1 to 732 code for a protein of 243 amino acids.
AUGACCGAUGUCCCUUGGGAUGGAUCUUAUCCCUGGCGAAAAUCAGCAUUAAAACGCACGAUGCCGAACGGUGAUGAGUUCACCACCGUAAUCGAUCCUUCGGUUCCAGACUCGGAUACCCAAAUUGCUGGUCUGGCGGGCCUCGGUUUGAAUCGCACGGUUUUCUCUGUCGUGGUCACCACAAACGUGGCAUUUACACUCUUGAUGAUGGUACAGAAUGCGCAUCCGCUUAUUUUGAACAAGAAUGAGGUCAAGCUCCCCAAUCCAAAUGAUGUGUUCCAUAUCGUUUAUAAUGCUAUCGAAGGAAAUGGGUGCCGUACCUCAAGCUUUGAUGUUGGCAACAGUUGCACAAUUUCUUACCGAUGCAUGUUUGCUGGAGAAACAAAUGUUAUCAAGCCUAGCAGCGAUGCUGUUGCCAAAUCCUUACACGGCACUGCUGGUCUACAAGUGGCGAAGAGCUGGUAUGAGAAGACUACAUAUUCUUCUCAGUGGGGUAUUCCGAAGUAUUGGAUUGGGUGCAAAUAUCCGAGAAACGGUCAGAUUGUCAUCACUCAAGAUAAUUCCGUCCAAUCGCAGCUUUCUUUUGAGAUCACUUGCAAAGGAAGUUGGUUCUGCGAUGUUGCGUGUUCUGGAGUUACUGCUGGGAUGCUUUCUUUGGGCAGUGCCGCUGGUCUUGCUCCUGCUGAAGUUUUUGGUGCUUUGACUGCUGGUGCUUGUGGAGCAUUCUGUUAA